Messenger RNA from Aspergillus pseudonomiae, 1882 nucleotides. It is a transcript of the gene pdiA, whose product is annotated as protein disulfide isomerase PDI1. Gene Ontology annotation, cellular component: endoplasmic reticulum. The record is from RefSeq and is a predicted model, not a curated record. NCBI's taxonomy places the organism in Eukaryota, Fungi, Ascomycota, Eurotiomycetes, Eurotiales, Aspergillaceae. Bases 87 to 1631 code for a protein of 514 amino acids. Gene Ontology annotation, molecular function: protein disulfide isomerase activity. Gene Ontology annotation, biological process: protein folding; response to endoplasmic reticulum stress. The transcript is spliced from 4 exons.
UAGUAUUCUUCAUACUCUGUUGUCCACAUAGACAGUACAGCACGUUAACCUUUGGAGAUCAUCGCACUUGAUAACGUCACGAUACCAUGCGGUCGUUUGCACCUUGGAUUUUGAGCCUCUUAGGCGCUUCUGCUGUAGCUUCUGCUGCCGAUGCGACAACCGAAGCUCCCUCCGAUGUGGUCUCGCUCACCGGGGACACUUUCGAGACUUUCGUCAAGGAGCAUGACUUAGUUUUGGCUGAGUUUUUUGCCCCCUGGUGUGGCCACUGUAAGGCUCUUGCUCCGAAAUAUGAGCAGGCCGCCACUGAGUUAAAGGAAAAGAACAUCCCGCUUGUCAAAGUGGACUGCACUGAGGAAGAGGCUCUUUGUAGGGAUCAAGGUGUCGAAGGCUACCCCACGCUUAAGAUUUUCCGUGGCCUUGACUCUGUUAAGCCUUAUCAGGGAGCUCGUCAGACCGAGGCGAUUGUUUCAUACAUGGUUAAGCAGUCACUCCCUGCUGUGUCCCCUGUUACCCCAGAAAAUCUUGAAGAGAUCAAGACUAUGGACAAGAUUGUUGUUAUUGGUUAUAUUGCGUCUGACGACCAGGCUGCCAAUGAAAUAUUCACUAGCUUUGCCGAGUCUCAAAGAGACAAUUAUCUCUUCGCCGCCACAAGUGAUGCAUCUGUCGCUAAGACAGAGGGUGUUAAGCAACCUUCGAUUGUUCUCUACAAAGACUUCGAUGAGAAGAAGGCUACCUAUGAUGGGGAGAUUGAGCAGGAUGCCCUUCUCAGUUGGGUUAAGACUGCCAGUACCCCUUUGGUGGGUGAGCUGGGCCCAGAGACUUACUCUGGAUAUAUAACGGCUGGCAUUCCACUAGCAUACAUUUUCGCCGAAACCAAAGAAGAGCGUGAGAAGUUCACCGAGGAGUUUAAGUCCAUCGCCGAGAAGCAUAAGGGUUCUAUUAAUAUUGUCACCAUUGACGCCAAGUUGUACGGCGCUCACGCCGGCAACCUCAACCUUGACCCCUCCAAGUUCCCUGCAUUCGCUAUUCAAGACCCUGAAAAGAACGCCAAGUAUCCUUACGACCAAUCGAAAGAAGUGAAGGCCAAGGAUAUCGGUAAAUUCAUCCAAGACGUUCUUGAUGAUAAAGUCGAGCCAAGCAUCAAGUCGGAGGCUAUUCCUGAGGCUCAGGAAGGCCCGGUUACUGUUGUUGUGGCGCAUUCCUAUAAGGAUCUCGUCCUUGACAACGACAAGGAUGUCCUUCUGGAAUUUUAUGCACCAUGGUGCGGACACUGCAAAGCCCUUGCCCCGAAGUAUGAGGAACUUGCAAGCCUUUACAAGGAUAUCCCUGAAGUUACCAUCGCCAAAAUUGACGCAACAGCCAACGAUGUCCCCGACUCCAUUACAGGCUUCCCCACCAUUAAGCUCUACCCUGCCGGCAGUAAGGACUCCCCUGUUGAAUAUGAAGGCUCUCGCACUGUGGAGGAUCUCGCGAACUUUGUCAAGGAGAAUGGCAAGCAUAAGGUUGAUGCUCUUGAAGUUGAUUCGAAGAAAGAAGAAGACAGUGGUGAUGUCACAGAGACUAGGACCGCCUCUGACGAGACUGAAACCCCUGCUCCUAGCGACGACAAGCCUGAGCAUGAUGAAUUGUAAACUCCAUUUGGCUUGAUAGUUUUAUUCAUAUUCAUAUGAGUUCCUGUCUUCUACCAGCAACUUGAGCAAUUACAGCUACUUUCGUCUUAUGUACUUUGCUGUUACAUCCUACGCACAAGCUUCUUCGGGGCUUGCAGCUCAGCCAUGCUUAAAAGUCUUCUUGGCACAAUAUUUGGGUAUAUCUUUGAACCUCAUAUCUACCCUUAGAUAAAGCUGGGGAAGCAAUUCGUUAGUUCUGCAUCCCUAACGCA